This is a messenger RNA of Dromaius novaehollandiae (emu), 998 nucleotides long. Its product is annotated as calcyphosin-like protein. Bases 161 to 787 code for a protein of 208 amino acids. The transcript has 6 exons. Gene Ontology annotation, molecular function: calcium ion binding. The record is from RefSeq and is a predicted model, not a curated record. NCBI's taxonomy places the organism in Eukaryota, Metazoa, Chordata, Aves, Casuariiformes, Dromaiidae.
CAGUGAGCUGCGGCACAGCCCGCGUCCCCGCGUCCCGGCCGCACGCUGCCCAACCAGGGCCAGAGCUGGGCCACCCGGGGCGGCAGGACCACCCUGCCCUGCCCGCUGCCCCCAGAGCCUCCCCGGUUCUCCUGGAAGCCACCGGUGACAGACAGCACAGAUGCCGGGCACAGCAAGGCAUGACCGUGAGAUGGCAAUCCAGGCCAAAAGAAACCUGACUAAAACCACGGACCCAGUAGAAAGACUUCGCCUGCAGUGUUUAGCAAGGGGAUCUGCAGGUAUUAAAGGACUUGGCAGAGUAUUUCGGAUUAUGGAUGAUGACAACAGCAGGACCCUUGAUUUCAAAGAAUUUGUGAAAGGAUUAAAUGAUUAUGCUAUGAUGAUAGACAAGGAAGAAGCACAAGCAAUUUUCCAGAUAUUUGAUAAAGAUGGCAGUGGAACAAUUGACUUUGAUGAGUUUCUUGUUACACUAAGACCUCCCAUGUCGAAUGCCAGAAAAGAAAUAAUCAUGCAGGCAUUUAGGAAGUUAGAUAAAACUGGAGAUGGUAUCAUAACAAUUGAAGACUUACGGGGGGUUUAUAAUGCAAAGCAUCAUCCUAAAUACCAGAAUGGAGACUGGACAGAAGACCAAGUGUUUAGGGCCUUUCUAGAUAAUUUUGAUUCACCCUAUGACAAGGAUGGAAAGGUCACAACAGAAGAAUUCAUGAACUACUAUGCAGGAGUCAGCGCUUCAAUAGACACAGAUGUCUAUUUUAUCGUCAUGAUGAAAAACGCUUGGAAACUCUAAUUGUGCGAUUAAAGGAACAAGACUUUAUUUCCACUUUUUGUUACAAAAGAUGAGUUUUUGAACUACUACGCUGGAGUUAGUGCUUCUGUGGAUAGUGAUGCCUACUUCAUUUUAAUGAUGAAGAAAUCCUGGAAACUCUGACUUUUGUUUUUGUUUGCCCCGAUCUCUUUGGAAUCAGAGACUAUAAAGAUAUAAAAUAUUACUAAACUCA